This is a messenger RNA of Spirodela intermedia, 1560 nucleotides long. NCBI's taxonomy places the organism in Eukaryota, Viridiplantae, Streptophyta, Magnoliopsida, Alismatales, Araceae. The record is from the annotation of a GenBank genome assembly.
AUGGCGUCCACAAGUGCCUGCCUUUUCUGGUCUACUUCGCGCAUGGCGUGUGCCGGCCGCGCCGGGCGGCGCCGGAGCAUCUCCGCCACCCUGUCGGAGACUAAUAAGCCCGCCGAGAGCAGCCCCUCGGCCUCUUCGCCGCCGGGCACCGGGAAGAAGCUGCCCAUCCGGAAGGUCCCCGGCGACUACGGGCUUCCCCUGAUCGGGCCGGUGCGCGACAGGCUUGACUACUUCUACUUCGAGGGUCGGGAUGAGUACUUCCGGAACCGGACGCGCCGCUACGGCUCCACCGUCGUCCGGCUGAACAUGCCGCCGGGCCCGCCCAUCGCCGCCAGCCCCGGCGUGAUUGCCAUAUUCGACGGCGCCGCCUUCCCCGUCCUCUUUGACACCUCCAAGGUCGAGAAGAAGGAUCUCUUCACCGGGACCUUCAUGCCCUCCGUGGAGCUAACCGGCGGCUACCGCGUGCUCUCCUACCUCGACCCGUCGGAGCCCAACCACGCCCUGCUCAAGAACUUCCUCUUCUACCUGCUGGGUUCCAGCCGGAACGCCGUGAUCCCCGAGUUCCAGAGCUCGUUCGGCGCCGCGUUCGACGCCCUCGAGUUGGAGCUCGCAGAGAAGGGAGCCGCCGACUUCAGCUCGGCGAACGAGCAGGCGUCCUUCAACUUCCUCAGCAGGGCCUUCUUCGGGAAGGACCCGGCGGGGGGGGGCCUCGGAUCGGACGGGCCCGGUCUAGUGAACAAAUGGGUUCUCUUCCAGCUCGCCCCCCUGCUCACGCUGGGUCUGCCCUAUCUGGUGGAGGACGUUCUGCUCCACAGCGUCCGCCUGCCCGCCGCCCUCAUCAAGUCCGACUACCAGCGGCUCUACAAUUUCUUCUACUCGGCGGCGGCGCCGGCCCUGGACGAGGCGGAGCGGAUGGGCCUCUCCCGAGAGGAAGCCUGCCACAAUAUCUUGUUCUCCAUGUGCUUCAACUCCUUCGGGGGCAUGAAGAUCUUCUUCCCGAACAUCAUGAAAUGGGUCGGGCGGGCGGGGACUGCGCUGCACACCAAGCUGGCGGAGGAGGUCCGGAGCGCCGUCCGGGCCCACGACGGGCAGGUGACGAUGAGGGGCAUCGAGGAGAUGCCCCUGCUGAAGUCGGUGGUCUACGAGGCCUUCCGGAUCGAGCCGCCGGUGCCGUUCCAGUACGGCAAGGCCAAGCGCGACCUGGUGAUUGAGAGCCACGACGCCGCCUACGAGGUCCGGCGCGGCGAGAUGCUCUUCGGUUACCAGCCCUUCGCCACCAGGGACCCCCGGAUCUUCGACCGGGCGGAGGAAUUUGUCGGCGACAGGUUCCUGGGCGACGGCGAGCGGCUUCUCCAACACGUCCUAUGGUCGAACGGCCCGGAGACGGAGACACCCACUCAGGACAACAAGCAGUGCGCCGGGAAGAACUUCGUUGUCCUGGUGGCGCGGCUCCUCGUGGCGGAGCUCUUCCUCCGGUACGACUCAUUCGACGUCGAGACGAAGUCGUCGACGCUGGGCAGCUCCAUUUCUCUGACGUCCCUGAAGAAAGCUACCUUCUGA